Molecule: messenger RNA, 753 nt
Organism: Lucilia cuprina (Australian sheep blowfly)
Lineage: Eukaryota; Metazoa; Arthropoda; Insecta; Diptera; Calliphoridae
Product: seminal metalloprotease 1-like
Exons: 2
Coding region: 1-753 (250 amino acids)
Biological process (GO): proteolysis
Molecular function (GO): metalloendopeptidase activity; zinc ion binding
Source: RefSeq, a predicted model, not a curated record
AUGAUACUCUUUGUAAUUUUAUUAAGCAAUUUACUAGCCUACGGCUAUACAGCUCCUGUUAAUACCGAAUUAUGGGAAGAAGAUCCUGAAUUAACUGCUGGUUAUUAUGAAGGUGAUAUGCUGCUGGCAACCAAUAGAAAUGGUGUAACAAAUGUUUUAAAAACUUGGCCUUUGGGCAUAGUUUACUAUAAAAUAGAUGAAGUGUUUAAUGCCGAUCAAAUAUCUUACAUACAACAAGCUAUGGCUGCCAUUGAAUCGAUAAGCUGUAUACGUUUCCAGAUAGCUGGAAAUGAUACCAGAGACUAUAUUAAUAUUACCGGAACACUGCACGGUUGUUAUGCGACAGUAGGUUAUACGGGCUUUAAACAGACUUUAAAUUUACAUGUUAACGAUUUGGAUAAAGGCUGCUUUAUAAAAGGCAAGAUUAUUCAUGAACUGUUACACGCCUUAGGUUUCUAUCAUCAACAUAGUGCCCCAAAUCGAGAUGACUAUAUUUGGGUUAUGCUGGAAAAUGUUCAAGAUAAAUAUAAACCUUUCUUUAGGAAACAAAGUGAAAAGUUUGUCACCGACUUUGGUAUUGAAUAUGAUUAUUAUAGUGUUAUGCACUAUAGCUCUACGGCCUUUACGAAAAAUGGUCUACCUACUAUAAUACCUUUACAGAGUGGUGUGGAGUUGGGACAAAGGAAGGGUUUAAGUUUCAAAGAUAUAUUGAAACUUAAUUUGAUGUAUGAUUGUGCUUUAAGAGAAGUAUAA